UAGGUGACGCUCAUACUAGUGUCCACUUUGGCGACCGUAAAUUAUUUUUCUAGACGCAAAAGCUGAUGAGAUUUCCUUGACUACCCAGUAGAGAUGAAAGUGGUUUUCCUCUGCAAAGGUUCAAGGGGCGAUGUUGCUCCUAUUUUAUCCCUUGCGGUCGGCUUCAAACAAAACAACCCCACAGAUAACUGCACCCUUGCCACUCAUGCAUGUCACAGACUCAAAUUUGACAGCAUUCUCAAAAAGUACGACGUGGAUUUUAUGGCUGUUGAUGACCUUGGAAAAGACAGUGGACCUCGGAGUCUUGAGAAACUGGAGCUUCAAGUAUGUAGUGGAAGAGGUUUCUCCAAGGGUCAGCAACAAGAUCGUCUCAUAGAGAUGCAUGGGAGUUUGCGAGCCUGCCGAGGGGCAGAUGCUAUUGUGUUUAACCUCUUUGCUUGUGAGGGGUGGUUUAUUGCAAAAUACUUUGAUGUACCAUGUGUGGCAGCUUCUCCAUUUGCUGUUACCAGAACUCCACCAGUGACGUUUGAAAGCAAAUUUGUUGAUGCCUAUCCAGAUUUGUACCAUAGACUUCGAAACUCAAAACAAGGAGAAGUGAGUUAUGGUGACAUUGAUCACUGGAUGUGGAGACUCUACUUGGAUGACUUUGGUGAAUUCUGUGACAGUAUUGGUCUGCCUGUGUGCCCUUAUGCUGAACUGACCCCUGAUGACCGACUCCACCCGUCUACUACCUUACUGUAUGGGAUCAGCCCACAAGUGAUUGAGAAGCCUCCAUACUGGCCAGAAAACAUUGUCCUGUGUGGUUACUGGUUUCUGGAACUCCCAGAUGAACCCAUCAAUGACAUCAAGGUGUACCAUCCUGCCUCAGGUUACAGCACGUUGCCAGAUUUCUUUUCCAGCUUUAAAGGGAGUGGCGAAAGACCGGUUUACAUUGGGUUUGGCUCAAUGGAAGAGCUGGGGUUUUUCUCAAGUGUUGAUUGCGUUGAGCUUCUUGGUGUACUUAACGAAGGUCUUGUUCAAUGUGGAAAGAAAGCACUCUUGCAACUAUCCCCCAAUUCCAAUCUCCUUAAAACAUGGGAAAUGUUGUGCAGAAACUUUCAGAACUGUAACAUCCACUGUCUCAUGGAGUAUGUCCCACACUCUAAGCUCUUUCCAUUGUGCCAAUCGGUAGUGCAUCAUGGGGGAAGUGGAACAGUUGGUAUGGCACUAAGAUGUGGUGUUCCCCAGAUUGUGUGCCCAUUUAUGUUUGAUCAGUCUUACUGGGGUGACAAAGUCAUGUGGAUGGGUGUUGGUGAAUCUGUGGGGCACCCACGGUCACUCAGUGCUGAAUCGUUUGGUUCAGCACUUGUCAAGGUGGUUAGCCCAGAGGUGCGUAACAUGGCAACUUCAUAUGGCAAAAUGUUACUGGGGGAAGAUGGGGUAAAAUCGGCUGUAAAUCAACUUAUAAAAGAGUUUAAAAGAAGAUAGCAAAUUUGAAUGAACUCUUAGUCAGUUAACAGACCAUGGUGAUAACUGUAAUAUAAAGAGCACAAUACAUGUAAGUUAAGAUCAUUCUUGUAUUAUUAAUAUUAAAUUCAGUUUUAAUCGCGCAGUCAGUAAUGAAACCACAAGUGCAAUACUCUUCAGGUUAUUGUACUGAUUGAUUUAAUUUUAUGGUUCAUAGGGCACUUUUUCUUGUUUGUAUCAGAGGGUGGAAUUAAGUUAUUGAAUUUUAUGGGUUCUAACAGCUGAAAGCUAAUUUAUAGAGAGAACUUUCAAGUCAUGCAAAUCAGGCUAGUAAAAUUUUACAAGGUGCCUAACAAAAUUUCAAAACAAAAAAACUUUUGUAAAGGUUUCUACCCCAGAAUACAAGAUUUUAUUGUCAGAACUGUAUAUACAUAAUAAUUUUUGUUUCCAGAGUGAGGUAAAUUAUUUUGUAAAUAUUUCAUUGCUGGAUUUUAACUUAUUGAUUACAUUGCUGUGAUCUAAUUAUUCUUGUCAGAGAUUAAUUCAGAUGGCCAAGCCAUGUAUUUCUGUGGAGUUUGAAUUAAAGGAAUUUCAUCAUUUACA
Messenger RNA from Stylophora pistillata, 2049 nucleotides. RefSeq lists its product as uncharacterized. The record is from RefSeq and is a predicted model, not a curated record. NCBI's taxonomy places the organism in Eukaryota, Metazoa, Cnidaria, Anthozoa, Scleractinia, Pocilloporidae. Gene Ontology annotation, molecular function: UDP-glycosyltransferase activity.